Molecule: messenger RNA, 1364 nt
Organism: Acanthochromis polyacanthus (spiny chromis)
Lineage: Eukaryota; Metazoa; Chordata; Actinopteri; Pomacentridae
Gene: homezb
Product: homeobox and leucine zipper encoding b
Exons: 2
Coding region: 95-754 (219 amino acids)
Biological process (GO): regulation of transcription by RNA polymerase II
Cellular component (GO): nucleus
Molecular function (GO): DNA binding; DNA-binding transcription factor activity, RNA polymerase II-specific
Source: RefSeq, a predicted model, not a curated record
CAGAGGGCCCCACAUCCCCGCACAAAAGUCACUUGACACCAUUGCAGAGACUUUACCUUCCUCAGAUAUUAACACUGCUCCCCAGGCUUUCAGCAUGAACCGGAUGAGUGCAAUGUGUCUCCCUCUGCUGUCUGAAAGUAACAAGAUUAUAUGGGUGAAGUCGGAGGAGGUCGACCUACAGAUGAAAGGUGCAGCAGAGCUGCACAAGGCCUUCAACAGGUUCCCAUACCUGACACGCAGACAGAUGACUGCACUGGCACAGCGCUGCUCCCUGCACCCAGACCAGGUGAAAGUGUGGUUCAUGACACGAAGGCUUCAGUAUGGCAUCAGCUGGGAAUAUAGAGAUGUCCUUGAUGUCUGGAGGAAUUUCAAGUCACCCCAGACAAAUGCUCAGAAGGAGAAAGAACUACUAAACAUAGUGAAGGAAAAUGUAAAGGAGGGCAGAGGAAAGAGGAAGAGAAAGACCCGGUCCAAAGCAAACACUCCACCUCAGCUGGCCAUGAUGAAGACAGCUUUCUCCCACUGCCAGUAUCCAGACCCGGAGCAGUACGACAGACUGGCAGAGCUGAUCGGCGUCCGCCGCUGCACGUUGGUGCAGUGGUUCGCUGACAUGCGCUAUUAUCUGAAGAAAGGAAGGCCUCGCUGGAUGAAUCAGGAGAAGUACAAUCAAGCACUGGCCAACAUCAAGUAUCGGCAAUACAUCAACGCAAUGGCAAAGGUAGAGCCGAGUGAGGGCGCUAUGAUGGUUGAGUGAAGGCUCUGAUACAGAAAAUGAGGCUGCAGAAUAGAAAUAACACACGAGGCUAAAUCAUUCCUCCACACUAAGAAUUUUCUUUUUUGUUGCUGUUUGAUGAAAAGUUGACAAGUUAGACAGAGUACUUGCAUGUUUUUCAAAUGGGGUUUUCUGUUCUACCGUUACUCCCAUUAGUUUGUUGCCACUUAUGUUCAAAAUUUUCAAAAGGUACUCAUUCGUUUCCACAUCAGUGAGUCUGCUCGUGUUGUCCAGAUGUUUUUAUUGUCAUUUAAAUAAAACACUUUUAUUGCUGUUCAAAAUUGACUUGUCUAAUGAUUUGUUGCGUCAUAAAUUGCAUAAUUCAUUACAGCUUUACCUCAGUAUCAAAUAGUUACAUUUUCGAAAGGAGACAGUGAUGUUUAAGUUCAAAAUACCAAUACAGUUUGGUUUGUUAUCCCCAGUCAUCUCUGAGCAGAUAGAAACAAAGUUCAUCUGUCAAAUUAACAAAAAACACAGGACAGUCCUCAGGUAUUAUGUAGAAUAUAUUGCACAAAAAAUAGAAAACUAUACUAAUUUAUGACACUCAUUCUCUUGUCUUCUAGUUGCAUUACUCAGCUUAUUCUGUUACUAC